AUUGUAGCAUUACCCAACUGAGUACUUUUCUGUGUAUGAAGUCUCUAUCAAGGGUAAUGCUGUGUACCAUAUAAUUUCUCGUGUCUAUAUAAUUUUGUUAUUAAAAACAGCUUUAUUUGUUUUCUCCUCAAGCCUAGCACUAUUGAACGAGGCCAGUCAGUCAUGUUUCCAUUUCCAAAAACAAUGAAAAUGCUUUUGCUUUAUUCAUUCUUUUCUGUUCUUCAUCAUUUUGUUCAUGCCAAAGCCCCUCGCUAUGAACUUUGCUCAAACACAACUAUUUCUACAACUAAUAGUAUAUUUGAUUAUAAUCUCGAAAAGCUUCUUCAUUCUCUGUCCUCAAAAGCCUCUGUCUCCAAGUUCUACACCACCAAGAUGGGAAAUAACCAAGACGGACUUUUCGGUCUCUUUCUCUGCUAUAACUUCGUUGAAGCACAGAAGUGUGAGAACUGCAUAGCAAGUGCAAUACAAGACAUCAAAAACCGUUGCGAAAACAGAAACGAAGCGGUUAUGUGGGAGGAAAAUUGCCAGUUGCGCUACUCCAAUGAAUCGUUCUUUGGCACCUUGGACGUGACAGGAAACAUUCCGCAAUACAACUCAGCAAAUGUUUCAGAUGAUGAACUAGGCCUGUUCAUUUCUGUCGUGAACGACACGUUGCAUAAGCUUAGCAGGCUGGCAGCAUUCAAUCCUUCAUAUGGUAUGUAUGCCACUGAAGCGGUGACCUUCACAGACACUAAAACAAUAUACGCUCUCGUGCAGUGCACUAGAGACUUGUCUCCAGAUGACUGUAACACAUGCCUUGAAACAGCAAUAGCAAACACUUCAACUUGCUGCUCUAAGUCUCGUGGGGCUAGACUUUUUAGCCGUAGUUGCUUCUUAAGGUAUGAGUUCUAUGCGUUUUAUGGGGAUGCAAGUAAAAGUUCAACAGAAAAUCAGAGGAUAUUUGCAAAAAGCAGCAGGUAUUGGAUGAUUGUUGGCCUUGCAAUUGGAUCAGCAAUUCUAAUUGUAGCACUUGUGGGAUUUUGUGUCUACUGUCUUGCUAUUAGGAAUCAAACUAAGACAAAGGAAAGGCAAGUUUCUGGCCCAGAAGUUCAAUUACAUGAAACUGGGGACCCCAGCAAGAUAGAUGUACAUCAUCAGAAUUUGCAGGCAAGGGACAACUUGAAUUCUCAGAAUUUCCCGUUCAUUGAUUGGGUGACACUAAGUGCAGCUACAGAUAACUUCUCGGCUUCAAAUAAGCUUGGACAAGGUGGUUUUGGUCCUGUUUACAAGGGUCAAUUACUUGAUGGGAGGGAAGUUGCAGUGAAGAGGCUCUCAAGUUGUUCAGAGCAAGGUUUAGAUGAAUUCACCAAUGAAGUUUUAUUAAUAUUGAAACUUCAACACAAAAAUCUUGUAAGGCUUUUGGGGUUUUGCAUAGAUGGAGAGGAAAAGCUGCUCAUCUAUGAAUACAUGCCCAAUGGCAGCCUUGAUGUCUUCCUAUUUGAUCCUAGGAAGCGUGCGCAAAUGAAUUGGAGUAGGUGUCUAAAUAUCAUCAAUGGAAUUGCAAGGGGAAUGUUAUAUCUUCAUGAGGAUUCUCGGCUUAGAAUCAUUCAUAGGGACCUAAAACCAAGCAAUGUGUUACUAGAUAGUGAAUUAAACCCAAAGAUCUCAGAUUUUGGAAUGGCAAGGAUCUUCGGAGGAAGUGAUGGUGCAACUAACACUGCUAAGAUUGUGGGAACAUAUGGUUACAUGGCUCCAGAGUUUGCAAUGGAAGGGUUAUAUUCCAUCAAGUCUGAUGUUUUCAGUUUUGGUGUCCUUUUGAUUGAGAUCAUAACUGGGAGGAAGAAUGCUAAUUUCCAUCUCACUAAGUGCGCUCCAAGCCUUAUAGCAUAUGUAUGGCAAUUAUGGAAUGAAGGGAAAGGGCUGGAAUUGAUUGAUCCAUUAUUGACGGAGUCUUGUGAUCUUGAUGAGUUCUUAAGGUACAUGCAUAUUGGUUUGUUGUGUGUUCAAGAAGAUACAUACGACAGGCCAACUAUGUCAUCGGUUGUGGUUAUGCUAAAAAGUGAAGUUAUAACUCUUAGCCAACCCGAACGUCCUGCCUUCUCUGUGGGGAGAUUCACUGAUCAUUAUGAACCAAAUGAUAAAGAUUAUUCUGUUAAUGAAUCAACAAUUUCUGAAAUUAUGCCUCGGUGAUUGAUUA
Messenger RNA from Camellia sinensis, 2176 nucleotides. NCBI's taxonomy places the organism in Eukaryota, Viridiplantae, Streptophyta, Magnoliopsida, Ericales, Theaceae. The record is from RefSeq and is a predicted model, not a curated record.